AGUGUGCUUGCUGCUGCUGCUGUAGCUGGGGCUGGGCAGGAAAGGGUUAAGUGCUGCGCUCUAUAAAAGCUGCUUUAGGAGUUUAAACCCAUAGUCACUAGACUUGCCCAGGCAGGAGGUAGGAGUAGAAGCACGGCUGCUGACCUGAACCAGGUUUUAAGGCUCAGCGAGGUCAGCAUCACACAGUUCUGGACAGCAUGAGGUGCCUCCUGUUUACCUGCAUGCUGCUUCUGUGGCUGGCAGCCGCCUCGGCCAGUGGGUCUGAUCCCGAUCCCCAGCUGAGACAAAGAUCCACAUCUGGCAGGCAGAUGGACGGAUACCUCAGCAGGGUUUUAGAACUACGAAGAGAAAAGAGGUCGCUCCCUCCUGCUGAUGAGCCUGAUGGUGGCCCAGACGCAAGCGACAGAGUUGACCUUCCCACAUGCCUGAAGUGUGUGUGUCUGUCUCGCUCGGUUUACUGUGAGGACGUCAGUCCAGACAUGACCAAAGUUCCCCCUCUGCCAAAAGAAACUUCUUACCUGUAUGCACGCUUCAACAAGAUCAGAAAGAUCAGCAGGAAUGACUUUGGAGACACCGUGACUCUGAAGAGGAUCGACCUAACCGGGAACAUGAUCUCAGAUAUCGAUGAUGGUGCUUUCUCUAAGCUAACACUUCUGGAGGAACUGUCUCUGGCUGAGAACAAACUGGUCAAACUUCCAACACUUCCAGCCAAACUCACAUCCUUUAAUGCAAACAGCAACCUCCUGAAAACCAAGGGUGUAAAGGCCACCAUCUUCACGAAGCUAACCAACCUGGCUAACCUGUACCUGGCUGACAACCAGCUGGAUGCUGUUCCACACAUUCCAGAGAGUGUUCGAAUCCUACACUUACAGAACAACAACAUCACUGAUGUCAACAAAGACACCUUCUGCAAGUCCAACGACACCUACUAUCUCAGACUCAGUCUCUCUGAAGUCCGAAUGGACGGGAAUCCAGUGGAGCUGUCCAAGUUCCCCGACAGCUUCACCUGUAUGAAGAUUCUGCCAGUUGGACGGUAUCGUUGAUGAGGAACAGACUGUACCAUGGCUGGCAGAACUGUUUCCCUGGGUGGAAGUAAUGAGCAUUACUGUGACAUUCUGGACUUCUGGGAGCUGGUCCCACUGACCACAGGAAUAAAGGUUUUAGUGUUUUUACCUUCACUACAACUGACAGCUGGUUUCUGGUCAAACAGGAGAUGAUUUACUGGACUGAAGAAUUGAACUGAUCUAAGUAUGUGUACAUUCAGCAGCUAGCGUCAGAACCAUUUGAAUUAAUCCUGAUUUGCCCCAGUUCGUUUCCCUUACCAUUUUAACUGAAAUGCCUUAAUUUCAGUCAAAGGAAAGUGCUUUUAUAUCCUUUGUGGUAAAGAACCUUUUAUUUUUUUAAUCGAAACAUCUUCUCCAAACCCAAUCAGCCAGAUAGUGUUCUGCUGUGUUGAGGAGCCUCUCGGCAUUUGAGAGCAGCACUGAGCCAUUGACCAGUUUCUACUAAUGCUUGGAGCCGUAAUGCUUUUGGUAUCACCAACAAGUGUUGGGACCAAACAUGGAAAUGCUCUCUUAAAAAUGCAAAACACAGCAAGCAGUUGCUCUUGUUUCUUAAGUUCAGCAGAGAGGUAAACCUUAAAAAUAUCCUCAACGUUUAAACACAGCUGAGAUUAUUUAAUUAUUAACGUCUCAAACCCAAUCCCUCCACGGUGGGACCUAAAAGUGCUUAAACCUUCUCAGCCUUUAAUGGCCGCUGCUCCAUCAGUGCUAAUAGUGAUAUUUUCUUGUAUCGACAGAGUUGAUUUGCAUAGUUUAAAAAGAACUAUUAAAACCAACCAUAUCCAUUUUAUCAGGCUAUAAAACAAACAUCUGGAUGGUAUAUGGCAUUAGUCAGAGCAUGAGUCAGGCGGAACAUCACAACAGUAUUGGGGAGUGUUAAAGUGCAUCUUUAAUGCUGUUUAAAAUGGUAGAAGAACAUCAUCUAAGGUCAAAAAGAUACUUUAGUUAUUUAACUAGCAGGUGUUUAAUAAUACUAAAGUGAGGAAAGUGGACAGGCUUCCCUAACAAACGUGCGGUUUUGGAGAAACCACUAACAUGUGUUUGACGUGGAGGAUGCCCUUUAACCGGCGCCUCAGACACUCCCUGUGGUUUGCCUCUUAAACACUAGGCAGUGCUACAGAGAAGCUAAAACCACUAAACUACAGCAUUCCUGAUGACUAAAGGUAACAACACCUCUCUGGGACUAUGUUCAUGGGCUUGUCAACAUCAGAAUAUUAGUGAAGGAUUCAAACAUCUUUAGACAUUCUGGGGUCAGACGUGAUACCCAAUAUCAGUCCAGUUUACAGUUUUCUUUUGACCAGUACUGCAUCACUGUACAAGCAAAAGGCUUGUAGUACUUAGUGACUUUUAAUUUAUGUAGUUCAGUUAAAGUGGACUAGAGUACAUGUAUCCAUGAUCUAUAGUAACGUGAAAGUUAUUCUUCCUUUAACACCUGUAUCUUGUUUUGACCCAAGUCUUCCUCUCCAGCAUCAAAGGUCAUGUUGAAGGUUAUAAUGAUGUGAAUAAGAAAUGGUACAGGAGGAUGUGGGUGUAAGAGUGCUAUGUUGGAGGACUUUAAUAAAGUUUAACUAACUGUCGAA
Molecule: messenger RNA, 2641 nt
Organism: Nothobranchius furzeri (turquoise killifish)
Lineage: Eukaryota; Metazoa; Chordata; Actinopteri; Cyprinodontiformes; Nothobranchiidae
Gene: ogna
Product: osteoglycin, paralog a
Biological process (GO): bone development; articular cartilage development
Cellular component (GO): extracellular matrix
Molecular function (GO): protein binding
Source: RefSeq, a predicted model, not a curated record